This is a messenger RNA of Rubroshorea leprosula, 681 nucleotides long. The record is from the annotation of a GenBank genome assembly. Lineage: Eukaryota; Viridiplantae; Streptophyta; Magnoliopsida; Malvales; Dipterocarpaceae.
AUCACUUUAGAGCAUAUUUAUGUUCCUUCAUCCUUCAUCUAUUGUUUAGCAUCCAUGUUUAUUUCUUGUCUUGCAUUCCCAUAAUCUUGUUUGAUUCUCUGCCUUCAACAAUUGAAAUAUGGAUUCAUACAUGGUCAAGUGCGAUUCUUCGUCAGUCAAGACACCUUUUGAAAUAUUCAUCCAUGGAGAAAGUUUUGACCAACAAAGGAUUGAGGAAAUCUCCAAUUACAAGUAUUUCUCUCCUAUCAUUCACAAUUGCCAAGUCCAAGGGGCAAGCUUAGAAGGACAAGAACCAAAAGCAACCUCGAAGAUCAAAAGCUCAAGCACAUCACACUUCAUGUUGCUCCAGCAAUCAAGGGAUUCAUCAAGGAAAAAAAAUGGAACUUCUCAUUAGACAAUUGUACUUUGAAAGAUCUAGGAGUCAGAUUUUACUAGGGAGUUGAAUGCUACCGUGUUGAUGUACUUAGUGUGAUGUACUAGGCUUUUACUUUGUAAUGAAUGACCAUUUUUGUAAUGCAUGUUGAGCUACUUGUAAGUGUCUUUUCUAUAGCUCUUGGAGUCUAUGGAAAUCUCAAGGCAUUCAAAGAUAUUUUGCUUCAUUCGAGGCUCCUUAAGGAUUGGAAAUCGACAAUGUGUGAAUCCAUAUAGCAAUUGUUGAAGCACUAAAUCAUGCAAAAUUAU